This is a messenger RNA of Pelobates fuscus (common spadefoot toad), 2608 nucleotides long. RefSeq names its product F-box protein 25 (gene FBXO25). The record is from RefSeq and is a predicted model, not a curated record. Bases 89 to 1165 code for a protein of 358 amino acids. Gene Ontology annotation, cellular component: SCF ubiquitin ligase complex; cytoplasm; nucleus. Gene Ontology annotation, molecular function: protein binding. Gene Ontology annotation, biological process: protein ubiquitination. Lineage: Eukaryota; Metazoa; Chordata; Amphibia; Anura; Pelobatidae. The transcript has 11 exons.
GUUGGCACUGGGGAGAGAACAGACACUUCCGGCAACAAGAAGCGAGCGAUCUAAUUCUGUAUGCAGCUCUGUAACCCGCAGGUGAGUCAUGCCGUUUCUGGGUCAGGACUGGCGUUCUCCAGGUUGGAGCUGGAUCAAGACAGAAGAUGGAUGGAAAAGGUUUGAGUUUGAUGGCGAUGAAUUUGAAAGAGACAGCAACUUUAACCUUCAGCUAAUAAAUGUUGAUAACCAAGAAAUGUACACAGAAAAUUGUGAAUAUUCAGUCGAAAAAACUCAAAAGGAAGAAUACAACAACACUACAAGAACUCAAUAUUUUUACAAAGAAAAAUGGAUUUAUGUGCACAAAGAGAGUACAAAAGAAAGACAUGGAUAUUGUACUUUGGGUGAAGCUUUUAAUCGUUUGGACUUUUCAAGUGCAAUUCAGGACAUCAGAAGAUUUAAUUAUGUGGUCAGAUUGCUGCAGUUGAUUGCCAAAUCCGAGCUCACAUCCCUGAGUGGAGCAGCACAGAAGAAUUAUUUUAAUAUUUUAGAAAAGAUUGUAGCAAAAGUUCUAGAAGAUCAACAUAACCCCAGAAUAAUCCGAGAACUAUUGGAGGAUCUGAGCUCUACUCUUUGCAUCCUCAUUGGCCGAUUUGUAUUGGUAGGGAAUAUGAACACAUGGAUUAAUCGUUUAGAGAAUAUUUUGUUAUGGCAACAACAAUUGAUGAAUCUCCAUAUCAAACAGGAAUUUGGUACUGGCCUUACCCUUUCUGAUCUCCCAUUGCAUAUGCAAAACAAUAUAUUGUGUAGGUUUUCUGAUGCCUGGGACAUAAUCAACUUGGGUCAACUGACCCCAACGUUGCGUGUGCUUACUGAAGACCCCCAUCUUUGGAAGAAGCUUUGCAAGUAUCAUUUUAAAGAGAAAAUGUUGUGCCAUCUAAUUGUCUCAGAAUCAGGCCACAUUGAUUGGAAGCUCAUGUUUUUUGCACUUCAGAAAUAUUAUCCAAAAAAGGAACAAUAUGCAGAUACACUACAAUUUUGUCGUCACUGUAGCAUUCUAUUUUGGAAGGAUUUCCAGCUUGCUCUCUUAUUUAAGGAUUCUGGACACCCCUGCACUGCCAAUGACCCAGGGAGCUGCUUUGUACCCAUUUCCCCUCAGCACUUUAUUGAUCUCUUCAGAUUUUAAAAAGCUCUAAAUGCCUACCAUGGCUCAUGUAAUGUAAAGGUAUUGCCCAAUCAAUUGUGUUAUUGGACGUAAAAUGUAUUUGUGAUUUUAAUUAUGUAGUGCUUUGAUUGCAUAAAAGAAUGUUAUCAUCGUUGAUGAUAGUGUAGUGUGACCCCAUAAAUACUAUAGGGGUUAGUUAAAUGGCAGCGCAUUACGAGACUCUUCGUACAAUGCAGAUUUUGGUAUAGCCUUUGUCUGCUAAUGGUUUCAGAUUAUGGUACUUAUUUCAAGUUAUGGAACCUGUGUUCUAACCAGUGAACAAGACCAAACUAUUUUUUUACUGUUUGAUCAUUGAACUAAGUUUACUGCAUCAUACUUUGUACUUCUUACAAUUAUCUAAUCUGUGAUGACACUAAAUAUUUUAUAUAUGCAUAUACUUGCAUGUAUUUAUGUUAAAUAUUUAUUCACGUUUUUCACUUUUAGCAAAACAAAUAUUAUUCACAUAGGGAAUUAGUGGAGCAAUGACUAGGGAAAUUCAAGGUGGUUGAAGGGCUUAGUACAAACAUCCCAGUACAAGACAUAAAACAUUAUGAUCUGCAUUAGCAGUACUUUGCUCUGAGCUGGUUUAUAGCCUUUGCCUCAGAACAACUCCCCAACCUCUGACCUCACACAGGACUGUUCAUUCUUCCCUUUCUUCUUUUGCCCCACUAUAACUGCCCCCCUCCUUUUCAGUCCCUUUUAUUCCCCUUUCCUCACCCCAGUCCCUGAGUUGGCUACGCAGGCCCUUCCUUACCUAUGAUAUUUUAUGGUCGAGUUUUCUUCCAUCUGGGAUAAUGUAUUUUUUUCAACAUUAAAACUAGUUUUUUUCACAUUGUAUAAUUGUCACUGGGACACUUGUUUCAGUAAAUGCUGAAAACAGAGAAGAAAAUCCACACUACUUUUUUAAUCCAAGGUGCUACAACCUGAACUUGAGGUUGGCCAAUCCUCAGACAUACAAUGACCAAAGGAUGGUCCAGGCACUCAAGGUAAAGUGACAGGCAGAUUUAUUGAAGAGGCACAGCAACGUUUCAACCUCAACUGAGUUUUUAAUCAAGCUGCCACCAUAACGGAUAGAUACAAUUAACUAAAUUGAUAUCAAUAAAUAUUUAUUGUUAUAUUUAUUGUCAUCAAUUUAGUUAAUUGUUUGCUCUAUAUACAUUGUAUUAUGCAUUACGGUGGUAUCUUAAUAAAGUCCUCAGUUGGGUUCAAAGGUUGCUGUGUCUCUUUAAUAAAUAUGCUUCUUUCAGUAAAGACCAUCAGGGCUAUAUACUAAAGGGAGAAUUUAAAGCGAAUUUCAAAUUUAAGACCAGAGUAGGCGAACUGAAAGGAUAGCUGACUUAGAGAAUUUUUUUGGUUUGGCUAUUUUAAACUUAAAUUUGAAACUCACUUGAAAUUCUCCCUUUAGUAUAUAACCCCGAUGGUCUU